AUGGGUAAUGCAGUCAAUGGUAAGAAAUUAUUUAUGAAGAUGUGUAUUUCAUGUCAUACCACGGAAAAGGGUGAAAAACAUAAAAUAGGUCCUAACCUAUAUGGCAUCAUGGGCAAGACUUGUGGAACUAUUUCGGGAUUUAAAUCCACGGAAGCUAUGAAGGAGAAAGCUAUUGUGUGGAAUGAGAAGACCUUAAACGACUAUCUUGAAGUUCCCAAGAAAUUUGUCCCAGGAACAAGUAUGGCAUUCUCUGGUGUCAAGAAGACCGAAGAUCGAAAUGAUUUAAUAGCUUUUUUAGCUACUUUGAAGUAAUUGUGUUUUAAUAAAACAGUGUACAACAAUUUUUCAGCACAAAUGUAACAUGCA
Messenger RNA from Atta colombica, 366 nucleotides. Its product is annotated as cytochrome c-1-like. Lineage: Eukaryota; Metazoa; Arthropoda; Insecta; Hymenoptera; Formicidae. The record is from RefSeq and is a predicted model, not a curated record. The coding region runs from base 1 to 312 and encodes 103 amino acids. Gene Ontology annotation, molecular function: heme binding; electron transfer activity. The transcript is spliced from 2 exons.